Messenger RNA from Pieris macdunnoughi, 261 nucleotides. NCBI's taxonomy places the organism in Eukaryota, Metazoa, Arthropoda, Insecta, Lepidoptera, Pieridae. The record is from the annotation of a GenBank genome assembly.
AUGUCUACCCGAGCCGAGGCGCAGCCGAAGGUACUAGGAAAGGUGCCGACCAUAUCGAUUGAUAAGACGGACGGUUGCCAGAUUUACCUCUCAAAGGACUCCCUCGAUGUGGAAAUUGUCAGCUCUAAGUCUUCGGAGAUGAAUGUGCUCGUGCCACAGGCGAAUGGUGACUUUACGGAGCACCCCAUUCCAGAACAGUACAAGACGGUGCUGAAUAAGCCCUCUGGCCUGACCACGACGCCCGUCGAAAACAAGGGCUAA